AUGGCGAGAAGUACUGCUUUACGGGACCAGCUUUUGGCUUGCUUGAUAUUUGGAAUAUUGUUGAAGUUUGGAGAAUCAACGAUCCACGAGGCUGGUCGAUGUGUCAUGUAUAAGGAGUGUACACCAGGCGAAUUGAACUGCAUUAACAAUACAUUAGCGGUGCAGCUAAGUGGGCCCGACCAUAAGACAUUCUUAGCCCAAGUCUGCCCUCACCUCGCAGACAGUGAGAGGGUUUGCUGCGAUCUAGAUCAGUUGAACACAUUGAAUGGAUACCUCGCUCAAGUUCUAGGAGUGUUCAAUCGUUGCCCGUCCUGCCAGGCCAACCUCAUAAGGUACCAGUGCGACCUGGCAUGUAGCCCGGACCAGAGUGUCUUUGUUGAGGUGGUUCCAGACUCACCAACCGCGACCGAAGUUACAAAAGUCCGACUUUAUGCGACCGAGGAGUGGGCAAACGGCACCCUAGACGCCUGCCGAGAUGUGUUCUUUCCUUCGGCUAACAGACCCGUCAUCGACAUCAACUGCAAUGGCUAUUCGGCUGAGCAAUGCCAACCCGAGAUAUGGCUGGACGCAAUGGGAAAUCCAGCCAACCGAUUCGCCAAAUUCACCACUGAUGUGGUGUUGACUUCUAAUGUGGAUAUACCAGGUAUGGAACCGUUGGAUUCAGUCGUAACAUCAUGUGCUGAGAAGGCCUCACCUGACUUACCAAGCUGUAGCUGUCAGGAUUGUCGUGCAGCCUGCCCGCCUGGAAUCCAGCCUACCAUCCCGCCGAUUGCAGAGCCUUUCAAGGUGGCAGGAAUCGACGGCUAUACCUUCGCCGUAGUCGUUGGCUUCAGCGGUUUCGCAGUGCUGUUUCUAGCCGGUGUCAUCGCCUACCACUGCAUGCGUGACUCAGACGAUCACCCCGAAAUGGAAGACGGGAAACGACCAUCCAAGAAACAACCACAGAUAACCGAAGACGACGUGAGUUGCUUCGAGAAAAUCGGGAAAGUCUACGAUGAUGCCGUCCGUAGUUUCUUCACCCAUCUCGGUACCUAUGUUGCUUACCAUCCCCUAGCUGUCUUGCUGAUUACCCUAGCCGUUGCUGUACCAUGUAGCAUUGGGUUUGCCUUCUCAACAGUGACCACCGACCCGGUGCAGCUAUGGUCCGGUCCCAACAGCAGAGCCCGCACUGAGAGGGUGUACUUUGAUGACAAGUUUGUUCCGUUCCAGAGGACAGAGCAGCUCAUCAUCACAGCCAACCAAGACAAGUACAAACCAACAAAGUAUACACCCUGGAACUCAGACGAACCUCUCACUUUUGGAUCAGUACUCAAUAUUAAAGUUCUUGAAAAGAUUCUCGAGGUCCAAAAAUACCUUCAAAAUAUGGAAGUUGAGCGCCCUUUAGAGGACGGAACCAGUGAGACUAUCUCCCUUGCCGAUAUCUGCUGGGUACCAGUUACCUUACUACCACCUCCUACAACAUGCGCGAUUACGAGUCCCGUACAAUACUGGCAGAGUAGUAAUAGGAGUCUACACCAAACAGCUACGUCAGACGAUGGCAGACCACAAGACUGGCAUGAUCAUUUCUUAUACUGUUUAUUGGUUUGUUUAUUACAUCUUUCCCUAGUCCAACAAAUAUUUUAUCACCCCUCCAUGUCGACACAAUCUGGAGAUACCAUCUUGUUUUCUCCUCCCAAUAGGAACCCACUAGCUCUAGCUGAUGGGACUAAUCUUGCCCUACCUCUCGGGUGUGUAUCAGAGUUUCUUGGCCCCAGCUAUCCCUUCAUUGUGCUUGGUGGAUUUAACGUCACCGAUGAAGGUAAGUUUCCUAUACGGUCGUCAUACAGGACGGUUGGUUUAACGGAUUUAUUCACAAGACCGACUUUAAAAAGAGCAACCCUUGAUCGAGACGAGUCCGGUGAGCCGUUGUACCACACUGCCGAAGCAGUCAUGGUCACCUUUGCCGUUAAUAAUUACCGUGAUGAUGAAGAGGAUCUUCAAUUCAAGAGAUCUCUAGCCUGGGAAUCAGCUGCCAUCGAAUACAUCGAGAAAUACUUGGAAGAAAAUGAUGACUUGGUUAUCAGAUAUAUGAUGGAGCGUUCCAUUGAAGAUGCCUUGAUUGAGAGCAGCGAGGCAGAUAUACUGACUAUCAUCAUCAGCUACUUGGUCAUCUUUGCUUACAUCGCGGUGGCUUUAGGAGAAUUCAGCAGUCUUAAACGCAUCCUGAUUGACUCUAAAGUGACUCUUGGUUUAGGAGGUAUCGUAGUGAUUCUACUCUCAGUCACUAUGUCUAUGGGUAUCUAUGGAUAUCUCGGUGUGGCUACAACACUUAUCAUCAUUGAGGUGGUGCCAUUCCUUAUGCUUGCUGUGGGUGCUGAUAAUAUCUUUAUUUUAGUCUUGGAAUAUCAGCGUGAUGUGAGACAGCCCGGAGAGUCAAGAGAGCAACAGAUUGGCCGAGUCUUGGGCAAGGUGGCUCCAGGAAUGCUUAUGUGUGGGCUGUCAGAAUCCAUUUCUUUCUUUCUAGGAGCUUUAACUGACGUACCAGCCGUGCAGACGUUUGCUCUGUGUGCUGGCCUGGCUGUCCUGAUUGACUUCCUUCUUCAAAUAACUGCCUUUGUAGCUCUCCUCUCUCUGGAUCUAGCAAGACAAGAAAGUGGCCGAGUUGAUGUAGUCUGCUGUACUCCUCCAUGUCCAUGCGGAAAGGGAAAUAUUGUUCGUCAUCCUGGAUUCAUUCAAAUCUUCUUCAAGAAAUUUUACUCUCAUCUCCUACUCAACAAAUGGGUCAAGCCAUUUGUGUUCCUUGGGUUUAUACUUUUGUUUUUGAUCUGUGGGUUACUAACUCUGAGGCUACCUGUUGGCUUAGAACAACGAAUCCCUGUACCUGAUAACCAUUAUCUGUUAGAUUAUUUUGACUAUGUGGAGAAAUAUCUCUCCGUUGGACCACCGGUAUAUUUUGUCGUCAAAUUCGGGGACAUGGAUGUUGCGAAUAAGGUAGAGCAUCAGAAUCUCCUAUGUGGCAGUGCAGGAUGUGAUAUGCAAUCAUUAUCUCAACAGGUCUUCCGAGCCUCUAACAUCAAAGAUUAUACUCGAAUAUCUACUCCCCCGACAUCUUGGAUCGAUGAUUACUUUGAUUGGCUAACUCCUAGCACAUUGGAAAACUCCUGCUGUAAAGUAUAUGAACAACAUCCAGAAGACUUCUGUAAUUUUGAUCCCUGGGAGACUUGUGAAACCUGUGUCCCACUAAGCCAGAAAGGAGAGCGUCCAGUUGGAGAAGUCUUUGAAAAGUUUCUUCCCGAAUUUAUCAAUCAUAAUCCAGGAAUAUCCUGCCCAAAAGGUGGAAGACCGUCUUACCAUGAUGCACUGCACUUCACAAAUGAUUCUCAAACACGAUUGGAUGCUUCGUAUUUCUUCUCCUUCCAUACCGUCUUGACCAAGUCUGAACAGUUCACUGCAGCCUGCAGAGAAUCUCGCGUUAUUGCUGCACAGGUCAAGGCAGACUUACAGAUGAAGAAUCCAGACCUUGGGGAUGACUUUGAUGUAUUCUCAUACAGCUUCUUCUAUGUUUACUACGAGCAGUACAUUGAUCUGGUUCAGAAGGCUAUAACUAAUAUCUCGAUAGCCCUAGUGCCAAUCUUCCUUGUCAGUUUCUUCAUGCUGGGCUUUGAUGUCAUCUCUGCUUUCUUCAUUUUGUUGAACAUCAUUAUGAUUGUUGUGGAUACACUUGGUUUCAUGUACCUGUGGGGUGUAGACUUCAAUGCUAUAUCUCUAGUCAAUCUAACAAUGGCUAUAGGUAUGUCAGUGGAGUUUGUGUCACACACAACCCGUACAUUCCGGAUGUGUACAAAACCAACGAGGAACGAAAGGGCAAAGUAUGCCCUCUACCAUACUGGAAGUGCCGUCCUGAGCGGAGUUGCUAUGACCAAUCUACCAGGUACCAUCGUCUUAGUCUUCGCUACAUCACAGCUGUUUGAGAUCUUCUACUUCAGGAUGUUCCUUAUCAUCACACUGCUCGGCACUGCACAUGGAAUCAUCUUCCUACCAGUCCUCCUCAGUUACUUUGGGCCAGGCAUAAAUAAGGCACAACUUCUGAUUGAGCAACAGGAAGAUAAGAAAGCCCUGCUUGCCAAUGGCCCCAAACAACACGAAGCCAAUGGCACUAACCCCAUCUAUGAAACAGGGCUAGGUAGCGGUGACGAGAUACCACCAGAUUAUGCUGAGGUUGUGACCUAUGAGGAGAUCGGAGUUAAAGUUAACUUGAAGAAGAAGAAGACAGCGAGCGAAGACAAAAGCAACGUGUCGGAAAAGGAGCAAGACACAUCCCCAGAAGAGACAACACAUAUGUAA
Asterias rubens (European starfish) is the source of this 4323-nucleotide messenger RNA. Its product is annotated as NPC intracellular cholesterol transporter 1-like. The transcript is spliced from 21 exons. Gene Ontology annotation, cellular component: membrane. The record is from RefSeq and is a predicted model, not a curated record. NCBI's taxonomy places the organism in Eukaryota, Metazoa, Echinodermata, Asteroidea, Forcipulatida, Asteriidae. The coding region runs from base 1 to 4323 and encodes 1440 amino acids. Gene Ontology annotation, molecular function: lipid carrier activity.